Striga asiatica is the source of this 876-nucleotide messenger RNA. The record is from the annotation of a GenBank genome assembly. Lineage: Eukaryota; Viridiplantae; Streptophyta; Magnoliopsida; Lamiales; Orobanchaceae.
AUGGCCGCUGUGAGACGCCGGCGAGGAGAUGAGCUCGCGACGGGUCUGAACGGAGCUCGGUCGACGAGAGCUCAAAAUUGUCGGACAAGGGUCGGGGCUCGCGAUCAGUCGCAGCCCGACGGAAAAUUGAGGCCCGAAGUCGCCAGAGGCUUAGCUCGUCGGAUGUUGGUCGAGUUAGCCGAAAACUCAACGUCGCUUCGUGAACGGGCUGAAGCAGCUGCUCGCGUGGUGCGUCUGUCGGUGUCUGGCACGUCGGCGGUUUGCUGCUGCUCUGGAGUGCUUGCGGCGGCGUUGACGGAUGGUGGUCACCGGACAGAUUUGGAGAAUGAGGGCAAUCGAUUAAACAUAGAAGAGAGAUUGAGAAAAAAAAUGAGGGUGAAGGGGAUGACGGCGUUUGAAAGAGAAAAAGAUAGGAGUCAAGAGGACAUCCCUUCUCCAGCAAAGUCAAUAGUUGCCACAUCAUUUGUCUCAGCUAACAAGGUACCAACCCCGGGAGAAGAAAUGGUGGAAAAUAAUCUCCAGCUAGUGGAAUCCUCAGUGAUGGAGGUAGCAUCCUCGCGCGUGCGGCCGGCGUGCAGGGUCAGUGGACUCAGUGAGAAGGGACUGCCUCCUCAGGUGCUCCCGAAUCCUCCGGUGAGGCUCGGGUACAUUUGUUGCGAUGGCCUAGCCAAGUGCCACGCGGACGGCACAUAUGAAUGGUUCAGCGACUCGAAAGUGGGAGGCGGCAUUGCGGUCGCCGAUAUCGGUCGGGCUGACAGCCGGUGGACAUGUGGCUUAGGUGACGGCAAAGUGGGUGAGUCGGGUGCAACCGGCAACUCAACAGCCGUCAAUUUGAACACUGCUGGUGGCGAUGUGGGCUGGGAAGACGCGUGCUGA